Trichomycterus rosablanca is the source of this 4918-nucleotide messenger RNA. RefSeq names its product potassium/sodium hyperpolarization-activated cyclic nucleotide-gated channel 3-like. The transcript is spliced from 9 exons. Lineage: Eukaryota; Metazoa; Chordata; Actinopteri; Siluriformes; Trichomycteridae. Gene Ontology annotation, molecular function: voltage-gated potassium channel activity. The record is from RefSeq and is a predicted model, not a curated record. Gene Ontology annotation, cellular component: HCN channel complex; dendrite; axon. Gene Ontology annotation, biological process: sodium ion transmembrane transport; potassium ion transmembrane transport; regulation of membrane depolarization. Bases 1 to 4158 code for a protein of 1385 amino acids.
AUGGAUGGACCCACCGGUUCCACAGUGGGCGGGACUGUAGGUGGGACCGUAGGCGCGGCCUCAGAUUCCCAUCCCCUACGCAAUGGGGACACGAAGCGCCGCAGCAAGGGCAGCCUGCCCUCCCCCGGAUACCGUCUCUCCCAGGCCUCUCUGGAUGGCGAUGCCCCACGCCGUCGCCCUUCCGUCAUGAGCUCCUCCAGAGCGACUGUGACCACGCCCACCACUCCUGGCCCGACGGCCUCUGCCCCAGCCACAGUCGGACCACGCUCCGUAGGGUUUGCGGCAUCGCGUGUGGCCCUGGCCUCCACUUCGUCCACCGGAACCGGGGUCGUGGUGGUGGCGGCAGGAAGCAACAUGAUGGGAGGGGCGGAGCCGACCACGACCGUGACCACGGCUGCAGGAAGUCCAGAUAUCGUACCAGGACUGGACGGAGAUGAAUAUUACAGCUACUCCAACCAGUCCACGUUCAUGCAGCGCCAGCUCGGCGCCAUGCUGCAGCCCGGGGUCAACAAGUUCUCACUGCGCAUGUUCGGCUCACACAAAGCCGUCGCCCUCGAACAGGAACGGCUGAAGAGCGCCGGCGUCUGGAUCAUCCACCCAUACAGCGACUUCAGGUUUUACUGGGAUCUGCUGAUGCUGCUGUUGAUGAUGGGGAACCUGAUCAUCCUGCCUGUGGGCAUCACGUUCUUUAAGGAUGAGAACACUCCACCGUGGAUCAUCUUUAACGUGGUAUCAGACACCCUGUUCCUGGUGGACCUGGUGCUGAAUUUUAGGACAGGUAUAGUGAAGGAGGACAGCACAGAGAUCCUGCUGGAUCCUAAAGCCAUCCGCCAGCGUUACCUACGGAGCUGGUUCGCCGUGGACUUCAUCUCCUCCAUCCCUGUCGACUAUAUUUUCCUCAUGGUGGACCUGGAGGAACGGCUCGACUCUGAGGUGUAUCGAACAGCUCGAGCUCUCCGUAUCGUUCGAUUCACAAAAAUCCUCAGUUUGCUCCGUCUACUCCGCCUGUCCCGCCUCAUCCGAUACAUCCACCAAUGGGAGGAGAUCUUUCACAUGACCUAUGACCUGGCGAGUGCGAUGGUUCGGAUUGUGAAUCUGAUCGGGAUGAUGCUGUUGCUGUGCCACUGGGACGGGUGCCUCCAGUUUUUGGUGCCCAUGCUGCAGGACUUUCCCUCCGACUGCUGGGUUUACAAGAACAACAUGGUGAACGAUUCGUGGGGGGUGCAGUACUCCUACGCCCUCUUCAAAGCCAUGAGUCACAUGCUGUGUAUCGGGUACGGGGCCCAGGCCCCCGAGGGAAUGACCGACGUUUGGCUCACCAUGCUCAGCAUGAUUGUGGGAGCGACAUGCUACGCCAUGUUCAUCGGCCACGCCACCGCCCUCAUCCAAUCACUCGACUCGUCCCGCAGGCAGUACCAGGAGAAGUAUAAGCAGGUGGAGCAGUACAUGUCAUUCCAUAAACUUCCAGCUGAUGUGAGGCAGAAGAUCCACGAGUAUUAUGAACAUCGUUAUCAAGGGAAAAUGUUUGAUGAGGAGAACAUCCUAGGAGAACUGAGCGACCCCUUAAAGGAGGAAAUCGUGAGCUUUAACUGCCGCAGUUUGGUCGCUAACAUGCCGCUGUUUGCUAACGCUGAUCCCAACUUCGUGACGGCGGUUUUAACUAAACUGCGUUUCGAGGUUUUCCAGCCCAGCGACUUCAUCAUCCGAGAGGGAACCGUCGGCCGAAAGAUGUAUUUCAUCCAACACGGCCGAGUGAGCGUCCUCACCCGCGGUAACAAGGAGACCAAACUCAGCGACGGCUCGUACUUCGGAGAGAUCUGUUUGCUGACCCGGGGCAGGAGGACAGCGAGCGUUCGUGCUGAUACGUACUGUCGUCUGUACUCGCUCAGCGUCGACAGUUUUAAUGAAGUUUUAGAGGAACAUCCCAUGAUGAGACGAGCGUUUGAAACUGUUGCUGCUGACAGAUUAAACCGGAUUGGUAAGAAGAACUCCAUCCUACUGAGAAAAACAUCUCAGGGUGGCUCAGUGGCGAGCAGUACUCUGGGUCGGGGGGGUGGUCCUGGACCAGGGGGUGGUACCGGUCCUGGGUCUGGAGGUGGAGCCGGAAGCGGGCGGGGCGGCGCUGGAUCCUGCGACAGCAUUUUAGUGCAGCAGAUUGUGAAGCACGACAGCAUGCCCACUAUGCAGGACGUUGCCAGUGGUAACUGGUUUGGAGGUAUGGGUGGGGCUGGCACAGGGUCGAUGUCCUCGAACCCACGACCGGUGAUCUGGGCUCCGUUAGUUCAUGCCCCCCUUCAUGCAGCGGCCGCCACCUCAAACGUUGCCAUCACCCUCCUACAGCAGCAGCAGCAGCAGCAGGGCAUGUUUCUGCCCUCCCCUCUGUCUAUGUGCCCUACACCUAUACCCAUCUGCCCCUCACCCUCAUCCUGCCCCCUAUCACCACCACGACCCACCAUUCUACCACCCCGCCAGUCCCUCAGCUCUAUUGGUACCCCCAGAGGAGGUCCCACCUCAUUCACCCCUGUUCCAUCACCAUCUACAGCCGGACCUCCCUCUUUUGGAGGAGCUGGGAUCGCCAAAACUCCACCAACCCCCAUAUCAUCAGUCCCUGCGCCUCCACAGUCCAGCAGAACUUUGCACCAGAGUGUGCGCCUCCACAUGGACCCGGGUGGUAUAGCAGUGGGAGGAGCUAAUACGUUAGCUCUCCAGAAAGCCACGCCUCCUUCCUCAGGGGCCAAAGAGGCUCUGAAGCGUCACGUUGGAGGCGGGAGCACACAGGGCCUUCCAUUAUUGGGCCGUCUGACUCAGGAGGCGCGGCAUCUCUCUGCCUCUCAGCCAACCCUACCCCACCGUGGUUGGCCACACCCCCCUCUUCACAGAAAAGCCUCUGGGGGCAACUUACUGUCCACCCCAUUUAUAAUGUCCCAAACUCCAUUUGCAUGUGGUGGCAGUGUGGGGGUGCUGCAGGUACAGAAAUCACCUGUACAGGCGUCUCUGCCCCACCCCUCGUCCUUUACACACAGUCAGCAGGCCCUGCCCCCUCCCGCUGGCUCAUCUCCCCCAAAAACACAGCCCCCAUCUUCUGUCCCAGUUUUACCCCAAACCCAGCGCCAAAAUCCAAUCCCUCCUCGCUCCUCCACUUCCCCAAUUUCCUCCUUUUCAGAUCCCUCUGCUAAUUCUAGCCCUCCCUCACUGGCCCAACCCCAAACCCAAAGUACUAAGCCCUUACCCAUUUCCCCCCCUCAGCCCCAAAGUUCUCGUUCAAAAUUCUCCCAGAGUCCUCCAUCGCCGUCUCCAUUAACCUUCACUGCAUCCACAACACCAUCACACACUCGAACCCCAACCCCUGUUCAUACCCCCUUACCAACACCCACUCACACUCAAGCCCCGUCCCCAAUUCCUACCCCCACUCAAACCAGAACACACACUCCGGCUCAGACCCCAACAAAUCCACCAACCCAAACUCGAACUGUCCAAUCUCCAUCAGUCUUCUCUCCAGCUCGAUCUCCACCCAUCCAAAGUCCAGCCCAAACACCAACCCAAACCCCAACCCAUCCCAUGUCUAAAACUCCCACCACAACCCAAAUUCAAAACCAAUUUACAUCCCAAACUCGAACCGUCCAGUCUCCAGCUUCCUCUGUGCAAGGUCAGACUGUCCUCUCUCCAGCCCCGUCUCCACCCAUCCAAAGCCCAGUCCAAACACCAACUCCAGCUGCAACUCCCACCACAACUCAGACUCCCACAAUGGCCCAAUCUCAGACCUCACCCAAAACCCAAAAAGCAAGCCCAGAUAAAAACCAAACUCCAACGUCUUUAUUUGUACCCCCUCAGUCACAAAAAGCUCUAACGUCACCCACUCCUCCAUCCACCCUCCAACCUCCACAUCAUCCCACCAGUGCCCUCUCUUCCUUCCCACAGUCCUCUUCUCCCUCAUCCAAAUCCCCAACAUCCACCUCAAAGUCCUCUACAACAUGUUCAAAAUCCCCCACGUCCUCCUCCAAACCAACCACAGUCCCGCCUGCAGCACCCAAAUCUACAACAGUUACAGGCGCCUCAAACCUGAGUCAAGUCGCCUUCACUUCAUCCAAGUCUGGAAAAUCAGAUCCGGCCGGGCCGUCAUCUGACACACUGAGACACAAACUUCCUGCUAAUAUGUAAAGCUUGUAGGUACAAACUUAUUUAUUGUGUUAGUGAUUGUAGGGGGUGAGUGAGGGAGCGACGUUGAAACCAAAAUAAAAAGAGGAUAAAGCACAACUGCAGGUUAGACAAUCGAACUGACGUGCUUUUAAUUCUCUAAAAUCUAAUAAAGGCCACGAAGACAACGUGCACCUUAAUGAUGAGACUCCACACUGCCAGAACAGGCUGCUGCAGAACGAUAAGCAGUAAAAUUGUUCUAAAUGUUCAGCUGUGCCCCUCCAGUCACCCUUAAUUCACCAAAGUGUAAAAACAGUGUAAAAAAAGAGUAAAUAAAGUAAAUAAUCAUGAUUAAUAAGAACAUACAGUUUGUGUACUGAUUAGAAGCAAAUCAGUCAUAGUCUCUCAUCUCAGGUGUCUGGUGUUUAGUUCAGGACAACACACACACACACACACACACACACACACACACACAGAGUUGUUAUUGAUGUGUGUACUUAGUGUUUAAUCUGAGUGUUUAACGCUGUGAGUUUCACAUUCUCUGUAAAUUUCAGCUUCUGCUGUGUUUCAUUCCUGUAUUUAAUAUGUACCCUUAUUCUCUUUCACCUUUGUUUGUCUACUUUGUCCACACACACACACACACACACACUUACUGUCAUUUGUGGUGAUUAAACAUUUAUUUAUUGAACCAGGCUGCCUACAGAAUGCAAACUUCGGACCAAAUGAGCUCUAUUACCUGUUAGCACUUCUCUAAGGGAACACUGAGGGGGUGAAGGACUGUGAG